Cicer arietinum (chickpea) is the source of this 1643-nucleotide messenger RNA. Its product is annotated as serine/threonine-protein phosphatase PP2A catalytic subunit. Gene Ontology annotation, molecular function: protein serine/threonine phosphatase activity. NCBI's taxonomy places the organism in Eukaryota, Viridiplantae, Streptophyta, Magnoliopsida, Fabales, Fabaceae. The record is from RefSeq and is a predicted model, not a curated record.
AAAGUAUGAAUCUGGUAUUUUAUUAAGGUAGCAUUGCAAUAAUUAUAAAUAUCAUUUUGCCCCCAAAAAAGGAGUGGCUAUCGAACAAAACGAGUCCAUCGAAUCGAAGCCUCCAACGCUUUGGUUUCUUCAUCACCACCACCCUUUCUUUAUUUCACCAUUUUCUCUCUCUCUCUAAAAGCCACAAACAACCAACUAACCGAAAAAGGCAAAAAGGGCUUUUCCGACUGAGAUCUAGGGUUUCCAUCAAUUGCAAUACUGGAUAGAUAUUGAUCCAAUCAACAUCAAGGUUAGGAGGUGGUGGUGGAGGAGGAAUUGAACAACAUGGAUUCCAAUUCCCAUGGUAAUCUCGAUGAGCAGAUUUCUCAGCUCAUGCAGUGCAAACCCUUGUCUGAGCAAGAGGUAAGGGUCUUGUGUGAUAAGGCGAAAGAAAUUUUGAUGGAAGAAAGCAAUGUCCAGCCUGUAAAAAGUCCUGUUACAAUUUGUGGUGAUAUUCAUGGGCAAUUCCAUGAUCUUGCCGAGCUUUUCCGCAUUGGAGGCAAGUGUCCAGAUACAAACUACUUGUUUAUGGGAGAUUAUGUUGACCGUGGCUAUUAUUCUGUCGAAACCGUAACGCUUUUGGUCGCCCUUAAAGUGCGUUACCGGCAGCGUAUUACUAUUUUGAGGGGGAAUCAUGAAAGUCGCCAGAUUACUCAAGUUUAUGGAUUUUAUGAUGAGUGCCUACGGAAGUAUGGUAGUGCUAAUGUUUGGAAGAUGUUUACUGAUUUGUUUGACUACUUCCCAUUGACAGCAUUGGUUGAAUCUGAAAUAUUUUGUCUUCAUGGUGGGUUAUCCCCAUCUAUUGAAACCCUUGACAACAUUCGUAAUUUUGAUCGUGUGCAAGAAGUUCCUCAUGAGGGACCCAUGUGUGAUCUUCUAUGGUCUGAUCCGGAUGAUCGCUGUGGUUGGGGAAUCUCUCCUAGAGGUGCCGGGUACACAUUUGGCCAGGACAUAUCUGAGCAGUUUAACCACACAAAUAAUUUGAAGCUGAUUGCUAGAGCUCACCAGCUGGUUAUGGAAGGAUAUAACUGGGGUCACGAUCAAAAGGUGGUUACCAUAUUCAGUGCACCUAAUUAUUGCUAUCGCUGUGGGAACAUGGCAUCCAUCCUUGAAGUUGAUGAUUGCAAAGGACACACAUUCAUUCAGUUUGAGCCAGCUCCAAGGAGGGGAGAGCCAGAUGUAACCAGGAGAACCCCUGACUACUUCCUAUGAUAUAUACAACUUUGGUUGAGUUGCUGUUGCCAGCAGCAACUUGUACCAUGCAGUAAUGUGCAAGCUCAUCUACCUGUUGAAAUCAGAGCUGUGAAUCAAAUUGAUCCUUAUUUUCAAAGUUAGCUUCAGUGGACGUAUUAAUUAUUGAAUUAUAAUUGAAUCUUUCCAAGAGGAAGCUGAGGAGCAGGCGAUGCUAUUGUGGGCAUGUGUACUAUUCCAGCAUGCAAUGUAUCAAUUUGAAUGUUUCUCCAAAUUUUCCUUUUCUAUUUAUUUGUAACUCUGUUGACCUUUCUUUUCUCAUUUUAGGAUUAUCGUUAAUGGGGAUGGGUUUAUGUAGAUGGAUAAUGCUUUGACAUAAUCUUCUAAUGGGUGUUUUAUGAUUUUUUUUUAAA